UGAACUAAAAUUUGUUGGGUUGAACCAAUUCCGGACCCGACCCACUUGAACCGCCAAGAGCAAACUGCUCAAAACGGGUUCAGCCUCCACAAGCGCACGGGCAGAUUGAGGAUCAGAGAUGGCGCUUCAGCUUCUCAAGCUCCCAAAUCGCACCAUAAUCUCCCGCCGUUUUGGUAGAGCAACUUCAAGUUUCUCUUUUCUCUUCUCGCAACCCAACUUACAAAAGCUCCCGUUUUUGAGCUCUAACAGAAAGGUGUGUAUAGACGGAAAGGUGGUCAACAAAGCAGGGACUCCAGUCUCAGACAAAGCUCUUGCACAGAUAAUUGCUGAAGUCCCAAAGUAUGUAUGUAGAGCAGGAUACAAGUUAGAAGCUGCCAUUGAACCUCUCUUUCAUCUCCAUUCCAUUGAUAAGCUUUCAAAGACUUGUCAUGCUGCUAUGGUCAGUGUGAUGGAGGAAGAGGCGACAUUGGUCACCCUGGUUAAACCUCAAACCGAAGCUCGCAGAUCACAAGUAGGAAGUGGUGGGGUUGCGAGUGAUCCAUUAGUCCAUCAAGAAGUAAGCAUUUCUUCCUUGUUUUUAUCUGGUAUCUUUCAGCUUAAUUUCGGAAGUUCACUUCUAGGACAGCCAAGAGAAAUGAGGAUGAAAAAAAUGUUAAAUAUGACAGAAUCUGUUCAUUCGCCCGAACUCGCCAUUAAGGAGUAG
Pyrus x bretschneideri (Chinese white pear) is the source of this 703-nucleotide messenger RNA. RefSeq lists its product as uncharacterized. The transcript is spliced from 5 exons. The record is from RefSeq and is a predicted model, not a curated record. Bases 119 to 703 code for a protein of 194 amino acids. NCBI's taxonomy places the organism in Eukaryota, Viridiplantae, Streptophyta, Magnoliopsida, Rosales, Rosaceae. Gene Ontology annotation, molecular function: methyltransferase activity.